AUGGAAGAUGAGGAGAAGGCGACCACCGAACCCCCGAAAAAAAAACCAGAUCCCAUCACAUCCGAAACCGUGGUGAUCUGGGGUUUGCGACUCUGGCAAGUGGUUGGGAUUUUUGCCAUUUUUGUGCUGAGUGUCAUCAUCACCCUCUGCUGCAUCUUCAAAUGUCGCAUCCCGAGGACCAAGAAGGAGAUCGAGGCCCGCUACGCCAAGAGGCAGGCCGCUAAGAUGUACGCAGACAAGCUGGACACUGUGCCCCCACUCAAUGAACUGACUGAGAUCCCAGGCGGCUCCACCGAAAGCCUCCCGACUCUUUCGGGCCAGCUCGAAGCCCGACCGCUCGCCUCCCUGCCGGCUGUCCAGGAAGAAGAGGAAGUUACGGGGGAAGCCCACUAGAGGGCGCCCGCCGGCCGCUUUCCGUUCCCUUCUCAAGCGCUGUUCUUCGUCCUCGAUCCUGUGUGUGUCUCUCUCUCUCUCUCUCUCUCUCUCUUUCUCUCUUUCUCUCUCUCCCUCUUUAUCUCUC
This is a messenger RNA of Thamnophis sirtalis, 520 nucleotides long. NCBI's taxonomy places the organism in Eukaryota, Metazoa, Chordata, Lepidosauria, Squamata, Natricidae. The record is from RefSeq and is a predicted model, not a curated record.